AUGGAAUCACGAGAUAUUCAAGUCGAGGUCGGAAGCUCAGCGUCGUCAGAAGCCGAUAUGCAGCAUGAGACCGAGCCACUGUCUGUUGAGAUGGAGCCUUUCGCGAUACGCGAGACCCCAAUUGAACGAAAGGAGCUUAUCUCGAAAGCAGCUCAACAAUGUGAGGUAGAGGCCGGUCAGGAGGAAGUCAUGCCACUGUCCGCAGAGCACAUAAAAAGCUGCAUAUCCGUCUAUGAAUUCGUACUACCCCAUGGCAUUGAGAGGGAGAAGUUCCACGCGGCGUGGAAUGCAGCUGUUGAUGCAAACCCCAUUCUCCGAACUCGCAUCGUGCAGCUGGAGAGUGGAGGCAUGUAUCAAAUCGUUCUUCGAGGGGGGAUUCGGUGGGAUUUGCGUGAGCCAGGACAGCCAAUCCCAAGGCACUGGCACUCGGGGAAGAAGGGUGGACAGCCUCUGAUUCGCAUAGCGCUUAGUUCUCCAACAAUGUUAAGCACAGAGAGGUUCCAUUGCACCAUCAUGGUUCAUCGUGCCCUCAUGGAUGACCGGUCGUUACAUCCACUGCUGAGGCAAGUGGAGGCUGCAUAUAGCGGAGCGCGCCUACCUCACCAGCCAUUUAAAAACUUCAUUCACUAUGUGUCGAAGCCGACGACGAAAUAG
Aspergillus tanneri is the source of this 654-nucleotide messenger RNA. RefSeq lists its product as uncharacterized. The transcript is spliced from 2 exons. NCBI's taxonomy places the organism in Eukaryota, Fungi, Ascomycota, Eurotiomycetes, Eurotiales, Aspergillaceae. Gene Ontology annotation, molecular function: phosphopantetheine binding. Gene Ontology annotation, biological process: secondary metabolite biosynthetic process; amino acid activation for nonribosomal peptide biosynthetic process. The coding region runs from base 1 to 654 and encodes 217 amino acids. The record is from RefSeq and is a predicted model, not a curated record. Gene Ontology annotation, cellular component: cytoplasm.